GUUAAGCUGCACAUCGCUGCGGAAAUACGACGGGGACGCUGGGUGGACAUUGCACAGACGACUAGCGACUCUUACCUCCAAUAAGGGUUUGCUCCGUUCUGAUGCUGAACUUUUCUGUGGAGCUUUUAUUAAAUAGUCACUGUUUUGGUUGUCAGUAAGGACACAAAGCUCCCCGUUUCCUCGAGGCUAUCAUGCUGAACACAGAGGAAAGUUCCUGGUUAGGGGCAUCCAGGCUUCGCAGCUCCAAUCCUCUGGCUCCCGGGCCUCUGUGGUGCUCCGAUGCCCCUCACCCACAGCUGAAGAUCCCGGGUGGGCGAGGGACUGUCAGGGAUCACUCUCUCGGUGUGCUGUUACACAAGAAUGAGAGGCUGACUGUGACGCAGACUGCUCCAGUGAAUGGAAACCCCCCUCUUCUCCACUUCCACUACCAGAUGAGCGAGCACCGCUCAGCCUUCUGGGAUACAGUGCUAUGCACAGACAGCCUCUUCCUUGAGAUUCCUGCUGGGCCACUGGUGGAGGGGAGCAAAGAGGGACUCACUGCUCUGCUUGAGUUCGCUGAGGAGAAACUCAAAGUCAACUACGUGUUCCUGUGGUUCAGCAAAAACAGAGAGGAUCGAUUAUCCAUCAUCAAGACUUUCCACUACUUGGGCUUCGAGGUGGUGAAGCCAGGCAACCCCAUGGUACCGGCCCAGCCAGAUCUGGUCUUCAUGGUUUACUCGCUGGAUCACAGCAGCUCCGACGAGGAGUGACCACCACCAUCUCUCGAGCCUCCCCCUUCCCUGCCCCCCUCUGGCUUCAGAAACAUGCCUUUUACCUCUUGCCAUCCUCAGACAAACUGGCCUUGACCCGAGCCUCUCCAGCCUUUAUCACAGACUGGGAGGUGUUUUGCAGACUACAUGGGGGUGUCUGGCGGAUGGUAGCAUCUCCAUGUGAUGCAGGCACCCCCCUCCUCUCCCUUCACUUCUCCUCCCUUAUGACAGCUGCAAAUUGGUGAGCAGACAGGGGCGUAGCUUGAACUAAGUCAUCCCAUCAUGGGAUUUGGAUUGAUUAUUUUGUUUUUGCCAUCUUUCCUCUCUUGGUCACAUUAUUUGUCCCUGCUGCCCUCAACAGGACAUUCUGGAGAAGGUUGUGUUUUUGUGAAACUCAGCAUAUCUGUCCUGACAGCUUCCACCUGUUAUGCAAAGAGACUUUGGUUUGUCAGUGUACGUUCUAUACAAGGCAAGCUGUGUCGAUAGUUGUAGUUAUGUUUUGGGUGUAGAAUGAGGGAAUUAUCUUCCAGGAGAUGUUAUAUCAUGGGCUUGGUUUGGUCAACAAGAUAAUGUUUUGCUUUACAGUAUAAACGGGUGAAAGGCUGACCUGUUACAUUUAACAUUCAUGUGCAUUUAAGCUAUGUAAAAAAAAUCAAUCACAGCUCAUUGAAAUAUGUCAAGGCAUCAUUCCAGCACAGGCCACUCACUGGGUGUGUUUUAAGCCUGCAUUGUUUUGUUUUUUUGUUUUUUUGUUUUUUUUCUUCUGUUUUUCUUAUCACCUGAAAUGAGCUAAUGAGAAUAACCAGGCUGAUUUAGAAAUAUCUUGUUGGUCUCUGUUGACAUGUCACAGCAAAGAUGCAAUCUUUGUGUUGAAUGCCGCAACAGGGUAGCUGCCAGCUCUCGGAGACCGAUGCUUUCUCUCCCUCUCCUAACACCACCAGCAAUUACCCUGUCGUGCUGAUGGUGUGUGUGUGAGUCACUGGGGAGCUGUUGUUUUGUUUUCCCAUUUCAGUUCACUUGGCUUGCAUGUCACACACAGAAACAAGUGUUUGUAUGAGUUCUUUUUUUUUUCAAAGGUCAUAACGUGAGUAAUGUAAGCUGGUCAGGUUAAAAGAGAAUCUCCCCUUGUUGCAGUUUUGCGUACAUAGCAAUAAAAAGUACAGAGGUACAGCCAGUGUAUCUUUGUCUGAAUCAAGCGUAGCUUCUUCCCAUACGGGUGUGCCAGCCCUGUAGACUAGAGCCCAGAUGUACAGCAGCAGAACUGCCCUGCGCCAGUUGAAAGCUCAAUUAAAAUGGGGCUUUUUGUGCCUAAGAGAAGAGUGCAAUGUUAUUUUUACUCAAGUCUUACUGAGGAAUGUGUCCAUUUUCCACAUUUCUUCCCAUGCAGAUCCAGACUCGUGCUAUGUGGGGAAAUAAACACAUUAUUGGCGGAGGGAUACAAGAGCACUACAGGUUGUUUAUAUGCAAAUAGAGGAGGAAAAUACAGGAGGGAUCCUGCGUGAAUGUGCCUGGCAUCUCCAGGUUUUUAAAUUUUGCUGUCUUUAGGAGACUGAACAAAACGCCAAAGAAUGCAUUCUGUCUGAAACAUGCUGUCAUCCUUACUUUGAAAUUCAACUGGCUUAAAUACUCUUAGCAACCUGAACUAGUAUAUAAAAGCAAUAUCAAUCAACAUUCCCCAUGCCAGCCAUACUGAGAGCUUUACACCUCAGAGAAACACUGAUCUGUUCUGUAUGGGAGGGUGGGCUUUAUCUUUUUGCAUGUGUAUAGAUAUUAUGAGUCUUCAUUGCUACUGAUUGAGCCCUGACUGUAUGCUAUUGGGAAAUGUCAAGAUUUUAAUUUUCUCAGAGGUAUAUUUUUAUGUAUAUUUCUCAACUGUUCUUUGUGAUAGCUUAGACUUUUUUGUUCAGUGACAUAGUUGGCAGCCAUUUAAUGACAAUACAGUACACACUUGUAUACUUUGGAGAUUUUUUUUUUGUCUUGGGUGGGGUAAAAACAAUAAAAAAAUGUUACGUA
Molecule: messenger RNA, 2762 nt
Organism: Myripristis murdjan (pinecone soldierfish)
Lineage: Eukaryota; Metazoa; Chordata; Actinopteri; Holocentriformes; Holocentridae
Gene: oaz2a
Product: ornithine decarboxylase antizyme 2a
Biological process (GO): positive regulation of protein catabolic process
Cellular component (GO): nucleus; cytoplasm
Molecular function (GO): ornithine decarboxylase inhibitor activity
Source: RefSeq, a predicted model, not a curated record